Molecule: messenger RNA, 1233 nt
Organism: Adineta steineri
Lineage: Eukaryota; Metazoa; Rotifera; Eurotatoria; Adinetida; Adinetidae
Source: the annotation of a GenBank genome assembly
AUGCACACCAAUCAAGUUUAUAGAGAACGUGUUACUGUAAAUAAUGGAUCGCACAAAUGGUGGCACCAUCGUUGGUUCAAAAUAAUCGGUAUUUUCGUUAUUAUUUUAAUAGUUUUUGCUGUUAUUCUUGCUUUGUUAUUAAACUUCGUCGUCUUGGCGCCGGAUAAAUCAGAAACUAGUACCACUCCCGCAACAUCAUCAUCACCACCACAAACAACAACUACAACCACCACUAAGAAGUCGGAAUGGUCUGUUACCGGUAAUAUGAAUAAUGUACGACGAGACCACACAGCAUCUGUAUUAUUAAAUGGAAAAGUAUUAAUUACAGGUGAAGAAGGCAUUAGUAAUAUUAUUUUGAAUAGUGCUGAACUGUAUGAUCCAUCGACAGGUACUUGGACAACUACUAGUAACAUCACUAAUAUACGAUAUGAUUACACAGCAUCCGUAUUAUUAAAUGGAAAAGUAUUAGUUAUAGGUGGCGAAGGCAUUAAUAAUAAUGCUUUAAAUACUGCUGAAUUAUAUGAUCCAUCAACUGGUACAUGGACAACUACUAGUAACUUGACUGAUGCACGAGAGUGGCACACUGCAUCUGUAUUAUCAAAUGGAAAAGUAUUAGUUACUGGUGGAAUUGCAGGCAAUAGUGCUGAGUUGUAUGAUCCAUCAACAGGUAUUUGGACAACUACUGGUAACAUGAUUCAGGAACGAGCACAUCAUACAGCAUCUGUAUUAUCAAACGGAAAAGUAUUAGUUACUGGUGGCGGCCUCAUUAAUUAUUUAAAUAGUGCUGAACUGUAUGAUCCGUCAACAGGUACGUGGGCAACUACUGGCAACAUGACUAAUAUACGAGUUUACCAUACAGCAUCUGUAUUAUUAAAUGGAAAAGUAUUAGUUACUGGUGGAGACGACAUUAAUAAUAUUGUUUUAAAUAGUGCUGAGUUGUAUGAUCCAUCAACAGGUACUUGGAAAACUGUCGGUAACAUGGCUAAUGCACGAUAUACUCACACAGCAUCUGUAUUAUUAAAUGGAAAAGUAUUAGUUACUGGUGGAUACAACGGUAAUUAUUUAGAUAGUUCUGAAUUGUAUGACCCAUCAACAAGUACUUGGACAACUACUAGUAACAUGACUAAUACACGAUCUGAUCACACAGCAUCUGUAUUAUCAAAUGGACUAGUGUUAGUUACUGGUGGAUUCGAUGGCUCUAGUGUUAUAAAUAGUGCAGAAUUAUAUCAAUGA